AUGAAGGCGAUGUCCGGGACGAAGCUGCUCCUCGUCCGCCAGCCGUCGAGCAAGUACGGUAACGGGGCGGUGUCGCCGGCGACGGCCACAUCCAUCUCCUGGCGCCGCUUCUGGCUCGUCGCGUUCCUCGCGCUCUUCACCUGCGCGUCCCUGCUCACGGUCUUCUCCACGGCGCGCGCGCCGUCCGGGGCGGCGUCGCCGGGGGUCACGUUCGUCGCGGCCGGCGUCGGUGCGGGCAGCGUCGGCGGCGCGUCGGCGGGCGGAGGAGCGCUCCCGGCGUACGUGUUCGACGCGCUGGUGCGGUACGCGGCGGCGGCGGGGGCGAACUCGACGGUGAGCAUGCCGGAGGAGGACGUGCGCGCGAUCGCGUCGGUGCUGCGGCGGCGCGCGCCCUGCAACCUGCUGGUGUUCGGGCUGGGCGCGGAGACGCCGCUGUGGCGCGCGCUGAACCACGGCGGGCGGACGGUGUUCCUGGACGAGAACCCCUUCUACGUGGCGCACAUGGAGGGCGCGCACGGCGGGCUGGAGGCGUACGACGUCGCCUACGCCACCGCCGUGCGCGAGCUCCCAGACCUCCUCGACGCCGCGCGCGCGUCCCGGCGCGCCGAGUGCCGCCCCGUCCAGAACCUGCUCUUCUCCGACUGCAGCCUCGCCAUCGGCGACCUGCCCAACCAGCUCUACGACGUCGCCUGGGACGUCAUCCUCGUCGACGGGCCGCACGGGUACGCCGAGGGGUCGCCGGGCAGGAUGGCGGCGAUCUACUCGUCGGCGGUGAUGGCGCGGACCAAGGGGACGGUGACGGACGUGCUGGUGCACGACUACGAGCGGGAGGUGGAGAGCGUGUGCGCGCGGGAGUUCCUCUGCGACGAGAACCGCGUGGAGGGGACCACCACGCUGUCGCUCGGCCACUACAUCGUGCGCGGCGGCGCCGCCGCCAACCGGGAGGCCUUCUGCGGGGCGCAGAAGCCCGCCGGCUCCACUACGAAGAAGGCGAACUAG
Triticum turgidum subsp. durum (durum wheat) is the source of this 999-nucleotide messenger RNA. NCBI's taxonomy places the organism in Eukaryota, Viridiplantae, Streptophyta, Magnoliopsida, Poales, Poaceae. The record is from the annotation of a GenBank genome assembly.